CUUAGCUCAUGCUAGCUGAUCAUGGGAGAGCUACUUCUCUUUGUGAUGGACUGUGUGGAUUUAGUUCUUGGUUUAAAACAUGCUUGCUGAACCAGUUGCCAAUGCCUGAAGGCCAUGUACCCUCCUGGUGCCUCACCCCCUACUUGGACCCAGACAUGCUGGCUCAGAAGCUCUCUCUUCAUGCCAUGCAAGAAUAUGCUGAAGUCUCUAGGCAUUCAACUUGUAUUGUCCGAGAUAAUGUAAAUGGCAAGUGCUUUGGUAAGAUAGUGGACAAGAGUAAUCAGCCUGCUACUAUACAAAGCUCACUAGAAAGAAACCAGCCAGAUUCAAGUAGAAAUAACAAGUCAGGGUCUUUGAAGAAUAUGGAUGAAGAUGCCAUGUCAACUAUCAGCGAAAACUGCGGAAAAACGACAAAUAAACAAAGUUCCCUUCUGGCUUUAAAGAAUGAGACUGGAAAUGAUAUGGUUGAAGACUCUGCUGCACUUUACCUGUUGUCAGUUGUAAGAUCUGUUUUAUCUUAUCAGCACACAUUCACAAAUAUUAGGUGA
Penaeus vannamei (Pacific white shrimp) is the source of this 548-nucleotide messenger RNA. The record is from RefSeq and is a predicted model, not a curated record. NCBI's taxonomy places the organism in Eukaryota, Metazoa, Arthropoda, Malacostraca, Decapoda, Penaeidae.